AUGCCUGCCACAUCAAUGUCCACUCUUGCAAGCACACAUCCUAUCCAUGAGGCACUACCCAUCAAGCAAGAGUUUGAAACACUCCACAUGCCAAACUCAAUUCCUGGCAGCACAAUAGUAGGUAACCUACCAUGCAAGUAUGAACCGCAAUCCUCCAGCAAACUGACCCCCAUCACCACCGCAAAUCAGCAACUGAUAAUGGCUACACUAUACAAGAUGCCCAUACAUGGGACUAACAAGGCACUGAAGUUCAAUGGGACUACAGAAAACCUUGUAGAUUUCAUCGACAUCUACAAAGGACACACUGAUGAAGUAGGCCUCCUUGGGCUCAACCACAUCAAGGGUAUCAUUUGCUACCUACCCCCAAGUGAAAGGGAGCUACAGGGUGGUGUGACAAUCAUAUUGACUCUAGCCUGCAGAUGUGGAUUGCCAGAAGCAAGGCUUAGCAACUACAAGGCAUUCAUCAAGGAAGUCAAGGAAUCCCAAGUGAUGUCCAGAUGCAGAUCCACAUGCCUAAUUAAGUAUCCUGACCACCACCCAUGGGAGCCACACCCAUACAUGCAUGUCUUCAAAGCCAGGCAGUUCCUACUACUGGCCACAGCCACCUCACCAGUGACACAGACCAGUGCGCUAAUAACAGACCUCAUGAGCUUAGUUGCAAUGCCCAUGUCCACACAGCAACUAGUGCAAGGCUCUGUAAUGAAGUGUGAGUAUCAGUAUAGGGAUGGUAACAUGCCCCCACGAGAUGACUGCAUAUUCUGUGGCAGUCUUGAACACUUUCUCAGCCAAUGCCCAGAAAAGUUAAGGUAUAUCAAAGCAGGCAAAUGCAAGCUCAGCAACACAACCCAGAGACUAGUUCUACUGAGCAGUGAUUACAUCCCCAGUAGGGAAGGGUUGCUUAAGGAACAUAUAGAUCAGUAUCAUGCCAAUCACACCGUGAAAGAGGUGCUGCCUAACUCUAGCAUUACCAUGGGCCUCUUCUACUGUGUGUUGCCAGACAUUGAGGUUGUAUUAGACAUUGGCUCAUCUGCAUUUGUCCAUACCACAGAAUCCAAGUCAGAGAUGGAUGAAGACAAUAGAGAAGUGAUGUGUGCAACAUAA
Molecule: messenger RNA, 1101 nt
Organism: Suillus subaureus
Lineage: Eukaryota; Fungi; Basidiomycota; Agaricomycetes; Boletales; Suillaceae
Exons: 3
Coding region: 1-1101 (366 amino acids)
Source: RefSeq, a predicted model, not a curated record